ACACGAGGAGGAGGAGAAGAAGAAGAAGAAGGAGGGCAAGAGGAAAGUGUCAGGGAGGCCUCGGGAGACUCAGAGGAGCGAGAGAGCAAGAGGAUGAAGGAGAAACAGAGAAGAGGAGAGGGACCCAAACGUCACCACUGUCAACACUGUGACAAAUCCUUCACAACAUCUGGAACUUUAAAGAUUCAUCAGAGAGUUCACACUGGAGAGAAUCUACACAGCUGUGAUCAAUGUGGAGCAGCUUUCACACUGAAGAGAACCCUAUUAAUACAUCAACGCAGUCACACUGGAGAGAAGCCCUACAGCUGUGAUCAAUGUGGUAAAACCUUUACUGAUAGUAGUGGCCUUAAAUCUCACCAGCUUGUUCACACCGGAGAGAAGCCAUACUGGUGUGAAUACUGUGGGAAAAUGUUUUCUCGAAGUAAUGCCCUUAAAAUACAUCAACGCAUUCACACUGGAGAGAAGCCGUACAGCUGUGAUAUAUGUGGUAAAACCUUUUCUGAGAGCAGUGGCCUUAAAUCUCACCGACGUGUUCACACUGGAGAAAAGCCGUACUCGUGUAAACAAUGUGGGAAAACGUAUGUUGUGAGUAGCAGCCUUAAAUAUCACCAACGUGUCACACUGUGGAGAAACCAUACCGCUGUAACCUUAAACGACACCAGUGCCUUCACACUGGAGAGAAUCCGAAAUAGUCUGAACAGAAUCCAGGUUUCUGCUGCCUUGCCCUACCCAGCUGGAGGACCGCUCCACAUGCUGCAGCCAGGAGAUUUCGUGGUCGUGAGAAACUUCAGGAGGAAGAACUGGCAGUCCAAACACUGGCAAGGUCUCUCCCAGGUUCUUCUGGUCACCCACAGCAGUGAAGGUUGCUGA
Messenger RNA from Etheostoma spectabile (orangethroat darter), 870 nucleotides. Its product is annotated as zinc finger protein 239-like. Gene Ontology annotation, molecular function: DNA-binding transcription factor activity, RNA polymerase II-specific; RNA polymerase II transcription regulatory region sequence-specific DNA binding. The transcript has 4 exons. The coding region runs from base 94 to 870 and encodes 258 amino acids. NCBI's taxonomy places the organism in Eukaryota, Metazoa, Chordata, Actinopteri, Perciformes, Percidae. Gene Ontology annotation, cellular component: nucleus. Gene Ontology annotation, biological process: embryo development; regulation of transcription by RNA polymerase II. The record is from RefSeq and is a predicted model, not a curated record.